AUGCCGCGUGACCUCGACGUUGUGAUCUGGGGGGCAACUGGCUACACCGGGGAACUGGCCGUGGCUUAUCUCCUCGGCGAUGGGUCCAGGAUCCGUUCCUUUCCCUGCGAGCAGCCCGCAGCGCCUGCUGACCUGCGAUGGGCGGUAGCUGGCCGCAGCCGCUCGAAACUCGAAGCACUCGGCGCCGGGGUUGAAACGAUCGUCUGCGACGCCGACGACAAGGCUGGAAUCGAGGCUUUUGUCAAGCGUGCGCGAGUGGUGAUCGGCUUCGCCGGGCCGUUCCAGAAGUACUCUGACCAGGUUGUUGAGGCGUGCGCGAAGUACGGCACACAUUGGUGUGACAUCACCGGUGAGAUCAUCUGGACGCGCUCGCUUAUUGAUCGUUUCGGUGACCGGGCGCGCGCCAACGGCGCCUGCAUCGUGAACCUCUGCGGCUACGAUUCGAUUCCGAGUGACCUUGGCACGUUGUUUGCGAUUAACGCACUGCGCUCGCGAGCUGAGUAUCCCCUGUCGCCGAUCCGUUCGGUGGUGAACUACCAGAUGGGCCUUGAGGGUGGCGGCGGCGGAAGUCUCCAGACCAUGCUCGUCGGCAUGACCGAGCCGAUGCAGCUAUCCGGCGGUGUUGAUCGCGCCGACCCGUUCCUGCUCGGCGGCGAACCGGCCGGGGGGGUGCGUGAGGAAGACCGGCCGAUGAAAGAUGCCUAUUUCGACGAGGCGCUCGAUUCGUGGAUCGGCCCGUUUAUCAUGCAGGGCGUGAACCCAUUGGCCGUGCGUAGGUCGAGUGCGUUGCUCGGGUAUGGUUCGCAGUUUAACUACCGGGAGGUCGCUGCGUGCCGGAAUGAAGAAGAAGCUCAGCGGAGCGUCCAGUUUGUCACCGCACCAGCGCAGCCGGAGGAUCUGCGACGUAGAAUCGAAGAGGGCACGUUGCCGAAGCCUGGCGAGGGACCGUCUCCCGAAGCGCGCGCCCGCGCCCGUUUCCAAUCGACGCUGGUUGCCUGCAAUGAGGCGGGCGAAAGUGUGACGGUAACCGUAACGGGCGCCGAAGUCGCUUACGAGGAGACCGCCAAAAUGGCGGUAGAGGCAGGGCUCGCGCUCGUCUACGAGGCGGCCUCGUGUCCGGGUGUGGUAUCAGGUGGCGGGUUCCUCACGCCAGCGGCCUGUAUGGGCACGGUGCUGAUUCAGCGGCUGCACCGCGCGGGCAUCCAUUUUGGCGUGGUGUCUGAUGCUGCGCGCCGGCCCGCCGCGGAGUACGCGGGCGAAGCGAUCGCUCGGAGUAGCCGUAUGGCCUGGAAAUGGGAGCUGACUGUUGAGCAAGCCAUCGACCGCUACGGUCUUGAUGAACACGUUCGCAAUAUCGAAGAACAAGGUUUCACCAUUGUGCCGCCCGACCAGACCGGGUUUUCACAGCGGGAGGUUGAGCAGGCCAAACAGUGCAUUUUAGCGGAGGCGUCUAAACGCACCGGGGUCCGCUGGGACGAACAGCACGGCGCCCUUGAUGAAUUUAUACCAGGCCGCCACCCACCCGCUUACUGUUAUGUCACCCGUACGUUCGAGAUCGAUCAGGUAUUCCGGGACUUUCAGACUAACCCCGUCCUCAAUACCCUUCACCGCGGCAUCAUCGGUGAUGCUUUUCGCAUGCGCACGGCCAACGGUAUGUGGAAGUGGGCCAAUGCAGACGGUUGGGGGCCUGAUCACGGUCUGCACACAGACACCCUCGGCAUGAUCUUUGAUGUUCAUCAUCCCUACGUUGCGAACGUCAAUUGGCUGCUCACAGACUGCGAAGCAGACGAUGGGCCCAUCUGUUUUCUGCCGGGUUCGCAUAAAUUCGGCAAGCUGCCGCAAGGCAAUCUGACGGAUGAGCUGCGCCAACAGAUCCAGCCGAUCGAAGCAGAAGCGGGCCGCCUGAGCGGCAAGGUAGCCCUCAUUACCGGCGGUACCAGCGGCAUUGGUGCGGCCACCGCGCAACUGUUCAUUGACGAAGGCGCGCAGAUUGUCAUAGCGGGACGCAGUGUAGAAAAGGGCCAGGCCCUGGCGAAGCUGUUGGGUAACAAUGCGCUCUACGUGCAGGCCGAUGUCACCGAGGAGGAAGAUAUUGCUGCCAGUAUCCAGGCCGCGACCAACCAGUUUGGCCGCCUGGACAUUCUCUUCAACAAUGCGGGCGGUCCGGUAGGCGCGCCUAUCGAUCAGCUCUCGCAGCAGCACAUCGAUUAUGGUGUAAGGCUGCUGCUUUCCAGCGUUAUGCUGGGGACGCGACACGCGAUUGAACCGAUGAAAGCCGCUGGCGGCGGUUGUAUCAUCAACAACUCCAGUAUCGCAGCGAUACGCUAUCGUCAGGGCGAUGUGCUCUACUCUGCGUUGAAGGCGGCUGUUACCCACUACACGAAAAUGGCCGGCAUUGAGCUGGGACCGUUGGGGAUUCGCGUCAAUGCCAUCUCACCGGGUGCAAUUGCAACGCCGAUUUUCUAUGGUGGCUCGGGACGCGCUAACACGCUUUCGGACGAAGAGAACGAGCGCAAGAUGGAAAAGCUCAAAGCCAAUCUGGCCAAUGCCGUACCGCUCAAGCAAACGGGUCUUGCACAUGAUAUUGCCGAAGCAGCCCUGUAUCUGGCCAGCGAUGCAGGUCGUUUUGUCAACUGCCACGAUCUGGUAGUGGACGGUGGCCGCACCUCGAUGUUCUACGAGCCUAACGACUGCACCGGGCGUAGCAGCGCUACGGCGAACCCCGCCCGCGAGUAUUCGUUUGAGCAGUAUGCGGAUGAUGUGAUUUCAAUAUUGAAUUCACUUGGCGUCGACGUGUGUCAUGUAUGGGCAAUGGCCUGGGGUUCGAGAGCGGCGCUGGCUUUCUGUGCGUUACAGCAGGCGCGAGUGAGGUCUGCCGCCUUUUUUGAUCUGAGCAUAGGCAAAGCCGAUGUCGAGGCGCAGCAACAACAAAGUCUAGUGGCACGCAAAAAACAAUACGCUGCCGGCAUUGUGGAAGAACCGGCUCCGCUCGGUUGGAAUCAGCAUAACCAUCCUGAAGAGGUGCCAAAAGCACUGUCUGCGGCCGCCCGCUACGAUCUGCGCGCAGCAGCGGCAAACCUUGCUCUACCAGUACUGGUGGCCACCGGCGAUCACGAUCCGAAUCUGGCGUCGAGCCGGGAAUUUGUUGCUAUGACGCCAAGUGCUUCUCUUGUUGUGAUGCCCGAUGUGGGUCACGGCAGUGUGCUGCAACGGCCGGGUUUAACCACUGCCAUCUAUGAGGACGGCGCAACAGUCAUUGCCGCAGACAUCAAUGAAGAAGGUCUGGCUGAUUUGGAAAACACCCUGAAUUAUGUGGUGGACGUUACCGAUGCGAUUCAGGUUGAACGGAUGGUUGAAUUUGCCAUAGAACAAACCGGUAGGCUUGAUGUGCUGUUCAACAAUGCAGGACUGGGUUAUAGCACCCCUCUGGAAGCAAGCGCGACGGGUGAGUUUGAAAAUCAUGUCGCCGUGCACCUGUUUGGCGCUGCCAAUGGUAUGCGCGCAGCGAUUCCGCAUAUGCGCCGGAUUGGCUAUGGACGCAUUAUCAAUACUCUAUCGCGGGCGGCGGAGGUUGAUAAGCCAGGUACAUCAGCGUAUGCGGCGGCCAAAGCAGGGGUGUGGGCGUUGUCUCGGGUGGCGGCGCAAGAAGUAAAUGAUGCGGACAUCUGCGUGAACAUGUUGAUACCGGGCCCGACUAACACAUCUAUUUGGGGGAGAGAUAUGCCUAACCUUCAGGAUGCUGCAGAGACCUACCCCACAGCAAAAAUGCUGGCUUCGCUACCUGCAGGUGGUCCCACCGGCAAAGUCUUCUGGAAUGAAAAGGAAUAUAGUUUGUUCACCACCAGGGCCAAAAAGGUAGCCCGACUGUGCUCACAUUUUCCUGGUGAAUACUGGCAGAACCUGGAUGAGAAAGCCGAGUACCCGCAUGAAUUUGUCAAUCAGCUGACCGAAUCGGGUUACCUGGCUGCGCUCAUUCCAGAGAUCUAUGGCGGCGCGGGUUUACCCAUUCGCGCAGCGAGCGUGAUCCUGGAAACAAUUCACAGCCAUGGCUGUUCAGCCGCAGCAAGCCACGCCCAGAUGUACACCAUGGGUACCGUGUUACGUCAUGGCAGUGAUGAGCAAAAACAGCGCUAUCUGCCUGCCAUCGCCUCUGGCGAGCUGCGUUUGCAGGCUUUUGGGGUGACUGAGCCCACAACGGGUUCUGAUACAACACAACUGAAAACACGCGCUGAAAAGAAAGGCGAUCAAUACAUCGUUAAUGGCCAGAAGAUCUGGACCAGCCGCGCACACCAAUCGGAUCUGAUGUUGUUGCUGGCGCGGACGACGCCAGUGGAUCAGGUGGCUAAACGUACGCAAGGGUUGUCCACGUUUCUGGUUGAUCUGCGUGAAGUGCGCGGCAACGGUUGUGAAAUUCGCUCGAUCCCAACCAUGAUCAAUCACAACACCACAGAAGUAUUUUUCGAAGAUAUGGCCAUUCCAGCCAGUGCCCUGGUAGGGGUAGAAGGGGAGGGGUUUAAAAAUAUUCUAUCCGGAAUGAAUGCGGAGCGGAUUCUGAUUGCCUCCGAAGCAUUGGGUGAUGGACGUUACUUUAUUGACAAAGGUGUUGCCUACGCUAACGAGCGAGAAGUGUUUGGCCGUCCAAUUGGUCAAAACCAGGGCAUCGCGUUUCCGUUGGCGCAAGCCUACGCGCAACUGGAAGCCGCCGAGAUGAUGAUUCGCAAAGCUGCCGCACUGUAUGAUUCAGGACAGGAUUGCGGUGAAGCAGCGAACAUUGCCAAGUACCUGGCGUCGGAAGCGGCCUGGAAAGCCGCAGAUGAGACCUUUCAAACCUUUGGUGGGUUUGCGUUUGCCAAGGAAUAUCAGAUUGAGCGCAAAUGGCGGGAAGUUCGUUUGUGGCGCACAGCACCGAUUUCAAACAACAUGGUGUUGAAUUUCCUCUGCCAGAAUGUGCUGGGAUUGAAGCGAAACAUGAAAUCUCCCAUAUGCGAACUGCUUGGAAUUGAAUUCCCUUUGGUGGCCUUCACGCACUGUCGUGAUGUGGUCGUAGAGGUGUCGAAGGCCGGGGGGAUGGGUGUGCUCGGCGCGGCCGGGUUCAGCCCCGAGCAGCUCGAGAUAGAGCUGAAUUGGAUUGACGAACACAUCGACGGUCUGCCGUAUGGCGUGGAUCUGAUUGCCCCGACGUCGCUGGCUGCAAGCGACGACGAUACGGGGGAGUCGUUGCAGGCACGCGUGCCGGAUGAGCAUCGCGACUAUGCGAUAAACGUGCUUGCCCAGUACGACAUUGACGCCGGUGAUGUCUAUGAGAAUUCACGCACGGGCGUUGCCAGUGGUUUUCUUACGGAGAACAAGGCAACUAACAUUAUCGAUGUGGCUUUCUCGCACCCGAUCAAGCUCAUCGCCAAUGCGCUUGGUGUGCCGCCCCGGUAUAUGUUGGAGAUGGGCAAGGCGCGGGGAGUUGCCACGGCGGCUCUUGUCGGCGCCAAAGAACAUGCCACCAAACAGGUGGAAGCUGGCGUCGAUAUCCUUGUCGUGGCAGGCACGGAAGCCGGUGGUCAUUGCGGCGAGGUGAGCACCCUGGUGCUGGUCCCGGAAGUGGUCGAUGCGGUAAAGGGUUCUGAUGUCUGCAUCCUCGCUGCAGGUGGCAUCGUUCGGGGUCGGCAGAUGGCUGCCUGCAUGGCCAUGGGGGCACACGGCGCCUGGACUGGAUCAAUGUGGCUCACCACCACCGAGGCGGAAACCUCGCCGGUGGUGAAAGAGAAGUACACUCAGGCAAGCUCGCGACACACAGUCCGUUCGAAAUAUCGAACAGGCAAGUACUCCAGACAGCUGCGUUCAGCCUGGACCGAUGCCUGGGAAAGCGAAGAGGCUCCGGAAUCACUGCCCAUGCCGCUGAUGUCGCUGGUCAGCGAACCGGCUUUGCGCCGUGUGACCAAGCUGGCUGAAGGCGGGCAUCAGGGCGCUCGAUCCCUAGCCACCUUCUUCGUCGGUCAGGGCGUUGGAUUGAUGAAUGAGAUUCAGGAUUCGCGUACGGUCGUCCGGGAAUUUAUGGAAGACUAUCUGGAAGCGACGGAUCGGCUUGCUGCAACCCUGGAAAGCCUGAUGGCUGACGAAGAAUCCCACGGAGUAUUGCGUGAGAUAAAUGAAGGGCGGGUACGGACACUUUUGUUUAACCGACCAGAAGCUUUGAAUGCGAUGAACAACGCGCUGUUUGUUGCAGUGAGAGAUGCAUUAAACAAAGCCCGCAAAGAUGAUUCGGUUGCGGCAGUGAUUCUGUCUGGAGAAGGCCGAGCGUUCUGUGCCGGGUUAGAUCUAGCUGCGGUGGGAGAGGAAGGUUCUGGUCAAUUCCCUGGCAUGUUUGCCGCCCUGAAUUCGUUUGAUAAACCGCUCAUCGGUGCUGUUAACGGGCUCGGGGUUGGCGUGGGGAUGACCAUGUUGGCGUAUUGUGAUUUGGUCGUGAUGGCGCAGGACGCCAAGCUGCGAACGCCGUUUCCGCAACUCGGGUUGGCACCGGAGGCGGGCAGCAGUUACACCUUUCCUGCUCGCUUAGGAUGGCAGAAUGCGGCCUACGUUUUGAUGUCCGGUCGUUGGUUCAGUGCGCAAGAAUGCCUGGAUAUGGGUUUGAUCUGGAAAGUGACAUCUGCUGAUUCUGUCAUGCCCGAAGCACAACAGGUUGCAUUGGAAUUGGCUGCCAAUCCCAUUCCUUCGCUGAUUGCCACCAAGUCGCUGAUGUUGGCUGCGGGUCGCCAAGAGGGUGCGAUGGCAGCGCAUAAAAAAGAGAACGAUGCAUACGCUGUACUAAUGGGUGGCCCGGCAAAUGCAGAAGCAUUCCUGGCGUUCAAAGAAAAGCGAGAUAUCAAUUGGUUGAUGGCGCAAUGGGCAGAGCGCUCACCGGAUAAAAUCUGCUUUAUAUGGUGCCCCUUUGAGGGGGAAGAGCAAUCCUGGACCUAUAAAAAGCUUUAUGACGAUGCUGGCAGGCUGGCAGCAGGCCUCCAGCAACGAGGUGUAAAGGCAGGUGAUUUUGUCAUCAUUCACCUCGACAAUUCCCCGGAGUUUGUCCUCUCGUGGUUUGCAUGUGCUCGUAUCGGAGCCGUCGCGGUUUCCACCAACACACGUAGUGUUGCAAGAGAUCUUGAGUAUUUUUCAGAGGUGACAGAGGCGGUUUGUGCCAUCACCCAACCAGAAUAUGCCGCGAUGAUCAGGGGCGCUUGUCCUGGAUUAAAUUUUGUUUCCGUGACAGAUAAUGAUGCCGGCAGUCCGAAACAACAGGACGCUGUAUUGCCAUUUAAGGCGCUGUUUUCCGACGCACCCGCUGAGGCAGUCGCGAUAGACCCGGCACGAAACUUGAGCGUUCAGUUUACCUCCGGUACUACUUCCAGACCCAAGGCUGUGCUCUGGACUCAUGCUAAUGGCUUGUGGGCGGGCAAGACCUCAGCAAUACACAUGCGCUUGCGCACAGAGGAUGUGACGCUGAUCUACAUGCCGCUGUUCCACACCAACGCCCAGGGUUACUCCAUGUUGUCGACCUUCUGGUCAGGGGGAACCAUUGUCGUGCAGCCGAAAUUUUCUACCUCCAGGUUCUGGGAUGUAUCCCUGCGCCACGAGGUGAGUUGGGUGUCCAUGAUUCCCUUCAGUGUAAAUGCACUCAUGGCGCAACCGGUCCCGGAACACAAGCAGCGUUUUUGGGGUAUGGGUGCAAGAGUGCCCGCAAUCGAACAACACUUCGGCGUGAAUAUGAUUGGUUGGUGGGGUAUGACAGAAACGCUGACUCAGGGAAUAGUGACUGACCUUGAUCAUCCUGGACCCCAGGGAACUAUCGGACGUGUCGCGCCGGAAUAUGAAAUUCAGCUCAGAAAAGCAAAUGGUGACCUGGCCGGACAGGGAGAGAAAGGGGCGUUGUUUAUUCGUGGUGUGCGGGGUGUCACCCUGUUCAAGGAAUAUUAUCGGCACCCGGAUGCUAACGAGAAGUCCUUUGAUGAAAACGGAUGGUUCGAAACCGGUGACCUGGUGAGAAUGGAUGAAGAGGGUUGGCUGUUCUUUGCGGACAGAGCCAAAGACAUGCUCAAGGUCGGUGCCGAAAAUGUCGCUGCAUCAGAAAUUGAAACGGUAAUCAUGCAAACAGGCAUUGUGAAAGAAUGUGCCGUCGUGGCGCAAAAACACUACAUGUUAGAUGAGGUACCCGUUGUUUUUGUCAUUCUUAAUGAUGCUGGUCUUGCACUUGAGGAAGCUGCGGUAAAAGAAAAAAUCAUAUCCCUGUGCGAAGAAUUUCUAGCAGACUUCAAGGUUGUGCGAGAUGUUCACAUUGUCGAUGAACUGCCGCGUUCGACUUUGGAAAAAGUCUUCUUCGAAUAUUGUCAGCCAAACGCUGCAUCAGCGAACGCACGAAUUUCUCUCAUAGGAUCAGGGCUCCCAGGAAAGUUGGUCUCCUGCUGCAUCAAUCAGAAUUCGAUCGAGUUCAUUUAUGUGUGUAGCGUGGCCUUCGUGCACGGCAAGAUGCCGAAGCGCUUCCGGGUGGUUGUCAUUUAG
Molecule: messenger RNA, 8523 nt
Organism: Symbiodinium pilosum
Lineage: Eukaryota; Dinophyceae; Suessiales; Symbiodiniaceae
Source: the annotation of a GenBank genome assembly